AUGAAUUCUGAUGCUAUAAUCGACUUUUUAAGUGGAAUAACCGGUGCAACAGCGUCAGUUUAUGUUGGACAACCAUUAGAUACAAUCAAAACUAAAUUACAAACAUUUCCGAAUCAUUAUAAAAAUUCUUUAGAUUGUGGACAAAAAAUUUUCUAUCGAGAUGGUUUACGUGGAUUUUAUGCUGGAACUUUACCAUCGGUACUUGCGAAUGCUGCAGAGAAUGGAAUUUUAUUUAUGGCUUAUGGUCAGUGUCAAAAUAUGAUUGCUUUAGUAAGAAAUAAAACAGAUAAAGAACAGUUAACUCCGUUAGAAAAUAUGGCAGCUGGAAGUUUUGCAGCUGUAUUUUCAUCAUUUGCAUUAUGUCCAGUUGAAUUAAUUAAAUGUCGAAUACAAACAUUGAAUGAUAUGCCAAUGAUAAAUUCAUCAAAUGUAAAAAAUAAAAUAAUCUCACCAAUUGAUAUGACUCGCAAUAUAAUACGUCAGGAAGGUGUUCGUGGUUUAUUUCGUGGUUUAACAACAACAUUAAUGAGAGAAUGUCCAGGUUAUGGAUGUUUUUUUGGAGGUUAUGAAUUAACAAGAUCACUUUUAAUCAAUGAAAAUCAAAAAAAAGGCGAUAUUGGUUUUAUAAAAACUUGGAUAUCCGGUGGAAUGGCUGGUAUAUGUUUUUGGAUAAUUAUGUUUCCUAUUGAUGCAAUCAAAUCACGUAUACAAGUAUUUAAUCCAAAAAUCAAUUUCGUAAAAUAUACUUUAAAUAUAAUAAAACAUGAAGGUUUUCUUGCUCUCUAUGCAGGUUUAUUACCGACUCUCAUUCGUACUUUUUUAGCUACCGGUACAUUGUUUAUAACUUAUGAACAAGUUCGAUCAAUACUUCAUCGUGCAAUUUAA
This is a messenger RNA of Adineta steineri, 885 nucleotides long. NCBI's taxonomy places the organism in Eukaryota, Metazoa, Rotifera, Eurotatoria, Adinetida, Adinetidae. The record is from the annotation of a GenBank genome assembly.